Messenger RNA from Acanthisitta chloris (rifleman), 522 nucleotides. RefSeq names its product transmembrane protein 52 (gene TMEM52). Lineage: Eukaryota; Metazoa; Chordata; Aves; Passeriformes; Acanthisittidae. The transcript is spliced from 3 exons. The record is from RefSeq and is a predicted model, not a curated record. The coding region runs from base 1 to 522 and encodes 173 amino acids.
AUGUCUGAUUGGACAAGUCUGUGGUAUGUCUGGUUGCUCUUGCUGACUGUGUGCCUGUUCCUGCUCUGUGGGAUCACAGCGACCUGCGUCAAGUUCUGCUGUCGAAAGAAGAGGCUUCCAGUGGAGCCCUUCCCCCGGCACCCCUGUGAGCUGGCAGGGAUUGCCAUCGACAGUGACAGCACUGCCCACAGCACAGUGACCUCAUACAGCUCGUGGCAGUAUCCUCCCAGUGUCCAGAUCCCAUCAGUGUUUGUGGAUAUGGAUAAGAACACUGUGUCCCCUCCAGCUUACAGUGUCUAUGCAAUGGACUUGCCACCUUCCUAUGAUGAAGUUGUCCAAAUGGGCAAACCACGGGUUGAAGUGGCACAGCUAAACCAGAAACUCAGUGACAUCCCUGAACAGAUGACACUAGGUGGGCUGAAUCCCAACCAGAACCCACCUGAGACAACCAGCAGAGCUCCAGCAGCACAGGCAAACUCAGAAACUGUGGAAGAUGCAGCACAGGAACAGCCACAGAUCUGA